Molecule: messenger RNA, 710 nt
Organism: Myotis daubentonii (Daubenton's bat)
Lineage: Eukaryota; Metazoa; Chordata; Mammalia; Chiroptera; Vespertilionidae
Gene: PFDN6
Product: prefoldin subunit 6
Biological process (GO): protein folding; chaperone-mediated protein complex assembly
Cellular component (GO): prefoldin complex; cytoplasm
Molecular function (GO): protein-folding chaperone binding
Source: RefSeq, a predicted model, not a curated record
AUUACUGAAGGGAGAACGAGAGUGAGGCGGGGUUUCGGUUUGGGGUCUUGUUGCAACUGCCACUCGCUACGGCCUGGGCCGUGUGGAUACGGAGGGAGAAGCCGCUGUGCCCCGAGAGGCCGCCCCUCAGGAGACCUGUCACCUCCGCGAGCCAGACCAUUGCCGGGAGCGCGGGGCCUUCCAGAGCGUGAGACCCGGCGCCCCUCUCCUGCAGGCUCGCCGCCGCCAUGGCUGAGCUGAUCCAGAAGAAGCUGCAGGGCGAAGUGGAGAAAUACCAGCAGCUGCAGAAGGACCUGAGUAAAUCCAUGUCAGGGCGGCAGAAGCUUGAAGCACAACUAACAGAAAACAAUAUCGUGAAGGAGGAACUGGCCUUGCUGGAUGCGUCCAACGUGGUCUUUAAACUUCUGGGCCCCGUGCUGGUCAAACAGGAGCUGGGGGAGGCUCGGGCCACAGUAGGCAAGAGACUGGACUAUAUCACAGCUGAAAUCAAGCGAUACGAAUCCCAGCUCCGGGACCUGGAGCAGCAGUCAGAGCAACAGAGGGAGACCCUUGCGCAGCUGCAGCAGGAGUUCCAGCGGGCGCAGGCGGCCAAGGCAGGGGCUCCUGGCAAGGCCUGACCCUAUGGUCCGGGGGCAGGGGGAACCCAGGCAGCUCUAGGGUCUACACUGUAGCUAAUAAAAUGUGAAGUCACCUGGCUGCUUGACCAGCCA